Messenger RNA from Mycetomoellerius zeteki, 1069 nucleotides. Its product is annotated as dehydrogenase/reductase SDR family protein 7-like. The transcript is spliced from 7 exons. Gene Ontology annotation, cellular component: membrane. The record is from RefSeq and is a predicted model, not a curated record. Gene Ontology annotation, molecular function: oxidoreductase activity. Bases 207 to 1055 code for a protein of 282 amino acids. Lineage: Eukaryota; Metazoa; Arthropoda; Insecta; Hymenoptera; Formicidae.
CCAGCGGCCAGCGUUUUGACGCUGCGUGAAAUUGCACCUUUAUCGUAAAGAGUGGCAAACUUCGUAGUAUUUAUCUGCUGAUGACAUAAGUUUCAAAGAACGAGAAGGAAGAAACUUUAGCAGGAUGGAAAAUUAUAUGGUGUUUAUUCAAAUUAUUCGGUUUUUCAAUCAUCAUUCCUUGGUUGGUGUAUCAUUUUUAUGAUAUUAUGCUGCAAAAGCGGAAGAGAGCAGCUCUUGGUAACAAGGUUGUUAUGAUAACUGGCGCUAGUUCUGGCUUAGGAGAAGCUUUAGCUCAUACAUUCUAUAGCUUGGGUUGCAGAAUUAUCUUGGUAUCUCGUAGAAAAGAAGAAUUAGAGAGAGUAAAGAAUGAUUUAAUGAAUACUCAUCAAACAAUUCCAAUGUAUCCACCUAUUGUUCUAUCAUUAGAUUUAACUGAUAUUAAUAACUUGAAAGAUGAAGUGUCAAAAACUAUAAUGAUACAUAGCAGAAUUGAUAUUUUAAUUAAUAAUGCUGGUAUUUCAUAUAGAGGAGAAGUUAUUGACACAAAUGUCGAUAUAGAUAUAAAAGUCAUGUUAUCGAAUUAUUUCUCUCAGGUUGCAUUAAGCAAAAUUGUUCUUCCAUACAUGAUAGAGCAAAAAUCUGGUCAUAUAAUAGGUAUAAGUAGUGUGCAAGGGAGAAUCGCUAUUCCAUUUAGAUCUGCAUAUACUGCAUCUAAGCAUGCAUUACAAGCUUGGUACGAUACUGCAAGAGCAGAGCUAUCUGACAAAAAUAUAAAAUUUACAGUUGUCAAUCCAGGAUAUAUUAAAACAUCUCUUUCUCUUAAUGCCUUGACAGGAAAUGGGCAAGUUUAUGGAAUAAUGGAUAAAACAACUGAAAGUGGUUUUCAACCAAAGUAUGUAGCUGAAUGUAUUUUAAAAUCUAUAUUGAAGCAAGAAAAGGAAGUUACUAUUGCAUCGUUUUCUCCAAAGUGUGCUAUAGUACUUAGAACUCUGUUCCCUUCGCUUUAUUUCUGGAUUAUGCAAAAGCGUGCGAGAAAAUUAGCACGAGACAAAUAAUAUCAUUUUGAUUA